AUGACCGUGGCGAAGAUCACCUCCGCAGAGGUUUGUUUCUGUGUUUAACGCUGCCCGUCGUGGUAAAAGAAUUGAGAAACCCUACUGUUUAAAAGGCACCUAUGGAUUAAUCUUAGCCUACUGUUCUAUUCGCCUCGCGCCUGUUCUCCAAUCGUCAAAUGCGCUUCAUUACUAUUAAGGUCCCUACCGCCACACGUAUCCCUCCAUCUUUAACGUUACUUCGAAGCCCGCUACGAUACCCCUAGCACAAGAAUAAAGCAAUGGUGUCUGCUGCCAUAAUGUCCACUCCUAUCCAUAUGUCUCUAACUUCUGCUUGACUUUACUGUUUCUUCUAGGAGUUCAAGGAAAAAAUAGCCACUGGUGCGCUGCUUGUCGAUUUUUACGCAACAUGGUGUGGGCCAUGCAAGUUACUCGCCCCAAAGCUGGAUAAACUUGCCGGAGAUACGAAGGAUGUUGUGUUUCUGAAGGUGGAUGUGGAUGAGUGUGAGGUACCUACAAGUUAAACAGUUGUUUUCCUAUAUGGGAGUUUCGGAUACUGCUAUUUGUCCUUUAUUCAUGUCAGGCCGAAUGCCGAUGUACAUUACCUAAAGGGCACGACAACGAGUAGGUGCCCUGCUGGUGCCUCACUAUUGAGGUAGUGAUUAACAAAUGGAGGCCUUCGUCCCGUUUCAUUUCAGUCAUAAAUGAGCCACAAUUUGCUCCUGUUAAUUCUCUUUGUCCUCCACAGAAUGUCAGUGACCUCAGGCCAGGCUAGAUUUGUCUUCGAAUUGUUCGUAGCAAAUUUUUAUGGCGAUUUUGCCUUCCUGAUCAUGUCCUACAUGCGUCCUUGUCGUCUAACAGGGGUCCUUUGUGUUUUAGGAACUGGCUCAAUCUUACGAAAUCACGGCGAUGCCCACCAUCAUAGGAUUUAAAAAUGGCACAGUCUUAGACAAAGUCGUUGGCGCUAAUGAAGAGAAGAUUAAGGAACUCUUGAAAAAAUUGACUGAAUAA
Spirometra erinaceieuropaei is the source of this 990-nucleotide messenger RNA. The record is from the annotation of a GenBank genome assembly. Lineage: Eukaryota; Metazoa; Platyhelminthes; Cestoda; Diphyllobothriidea; Diphyllobothriidae.